AUGGUGAACAGCGACGGACAGCCGGACGGAUCUACGCUGGUCCUUGACGCAAAAACCCAGAAAGUCUUGGACGAAAUCGGAUCAUUCAUAGAUUUCUUGUUGAGGAAUAUCGCAGUUGUUACAUUCAAGUUUAACUUUUUCUUCAAAACUCGUCUUCUGGAUUUCUCAAUUGCCAUGAUGCAGGCUGAGGAAUGGUACUUCGAAGAACUAGCACAGAAGGCCGCAAAAAUAAAAAAAUCGAGAUCGAGGAAGAAGAAUCGAAGUACGGCCACACCGUCGGCAGUAGCGACAGCAUCUUCAAUUGAAACUCAUUCAUCCGUGAAGACAACUUUUGCUGGAACACUCUUCCCCUCAACCUCCUUCCCCCCAGAUGCAUUAGACCAUUCGUUAACCAUUCCAAGUUUUAAAGUUAUGAAUGAAUUAAACGCUCGCUACCUUACUGCUAACCACCAAGCUAUAAGCGAGUUGUUGGAUUUGUUCGGCCGCAUGAAGGGGCUUCAAAUGGUGGCCGGCAAUUUGAUGAAUCUUCUCAGCAAACGUUUCGACAAAUCGGCGGAGAAGUUGGAAGACGUGAGGUAUUAUUUCAAGCAUUGGACUGGUUUUUGCGCUAGAACUUACAACUGUCUGCAUCACAAAUAUCCUUCUAAUCAACUGCCUCCUAAUCUCAGUCCGCCAGAAGUCAAGUUCAUCGUGUGGCCACUUGCCGUCAGGACUGCCAUCUAUUGCGCUUCUCAGUUUAUCAAGGACACCACGGAACUGGUGGGCAUAAACACGGAGAAGUACAAAGUGAUGCAAUUUGAGAAGUUUAUGACCUCAGAAGAACUCCUCACUAUGAAGAACAUUCUUGGAUUCUUCCAGAACAAAUUCUCAAACAUGUUCAAUCUGCUUGGCAAACCAAAAACCGUAGUCACGGAUGAAAAUGUUGAAAUCCUGCCACCAAUUGAUGAAAACUUGAAAAUUUUCACGGAACCCAUAACGAUGGACACCAUAUUGUUGAACUUUCCGCACGAGAUACCGUCAGAUGUUCCUGUAAAAAAGACUAAAAACUCCGCUGGAUUGAAGAAAAGAAGAAAAAAUGACAAAAAUAUUUAUUCCGUAUAA
Helobdella robusta is the source of this 1101-nucleotide messenger RNA. RefSeq lists its product as hypothetical. NCBI's taxonomy places the organism in Eukaryota, Metazoa, Annelida, Clitellata, Rhynchobdellida, Glossiphoniidae. The coding region runs from base 1 to 1101 and encodes 366 amino acids. The record is from RefSeq and is a predicted model, not a curated record. The transcript is spliced from 5 exons.